Molecule: messenger RNA, 1303 nt
Organism: Hyposmocoma kahamanoa
Lineage: Eukaryota; Metazoa; Arthropoda; Insecta; Lepidoptera; Cosmopterigidae
Gene: CIAPIN1
Product: anamorsin homolog
Exons: 5
Coding region: 48-797 (249 amino acids)
Biological process (GO): iron-sulfur cluster assembly
Cellular component (GO): cytoplasm
Molecular function (GO): iron-sulfur cluster binding
Source: RefSeq, a predicted model, not a curated record
AGUGGACUUACAAGUGUUUUUUGCCGAAACUACAGAAUACAACAACUAUGAAUAAUAUAAAAAUCGGCGACAACGUGCUUGUGAUUUGGAAGAACAGUUCACAAGAUGACAUCGGCAAUUUAGUCAACCAAAUCCAAGGCAUUUCUGGUGGAAAUAUUAUACUGGAAAACUCGGAUAUGAUUACAGAAUCAUCUCGACCAAUUUCAACAUUCGACGUGGUUCUUUCAAACUGGUUGAGUCCAAAUGCAGUACAGCACACCGACAGCCUACUCGCUAUCAUAGUUAAACUUCUCAAACCCAGUGGAAAGUUAGUUCUGAAAGAUGAAAAAGACUUAGUUACCACUCUCAAGUUGAAUGGAUUUGUGAAUGUUACUAAAGAGUUGGAUGGUGUUUAUGUAGCAGAGAAACCAAAGUUUGAGGUAGGCUCAAAAGCAUCUCUCAAGUUGGGGAACAAGCCAGCAGUGUGGAAAAUUGACGACACAAUAGAAGCAGCAUGGACUGGAGCCAAUGAUACGGAGACUAUUGACGCUGACCAGUUACUGGAUGAAGAUGAUUUGAAAAAACCUGAUAAGGAAUCUUUGAGAGUGUGUGCAACGACUGGCAAACGAAAGGCUUGCGCGGACUGUUCGUGUGGGUUGGCAGAAGAGUUAGCUGGAGAAAAGAAAGAUGCACCCAAAUCAUCCUGUGGAAGUUGUUACCUAGGCGACGCGUUUCGCUGCGCCACGUGCCCUUACCUUGGUAUGCCCGCCUUCAAACCGGGUGAGAAGGUAAAACUGGACCUUAAUUCUGAUAUAUGAAUGAGCACCUCUAGAAUAUUUAUGUACGCCUAGUAUUUCUAUGUUGUGAUAACUGAAAUAAACCUUUGUAAGUAAUUUUAUAUCUCUGUAGUUUUUUUGUAUAGUUAAUUUGUAAAUAGAACAUGCAUGAUAAGUGAGUGAUAUCUACGGACUAUCUCGUUGGACCAGCGGUUAGUAUUGUGGACGCUAGAUGCGGAGGUCUUGAGUUCGAUUCCCAGUAGAAUCAAUUAGUACUGUGACGAUGUGACCUCCUUCCAUCGUCAUCCCACCUUUUUAUCACCUUUUCUCUGGUUCCUGGCCAUUUCUUUUCAAAUUUUAAGUCGUUCUUUAAUUCCUUUGCCUCGUCAUUCUUAUUUUGUUUCGUCCCGUCGUCAUUUUUUGCUCAAUCGCUGAACCGACCGUUUCAACCUAAAUAAUGUGCCAAUUUUAAUACUAAUCUAACCUUGUAAUAUUGUAUAACUCGGCCCUUUCGGGGUAUGUCUGUCUCACGUUUUUAGUACUUAAGU